Salvelinus sp. IW2-2015 is the source of this 1657-nucleotide messenger RNA. Lineage: Eukaryota; Metazoa; Chordata; Actinopteri; Salmoniformes; Salmonidae. The record is from RefSeq and is a predicted model, not a curated record.
CAGUCUGGAGACGCAGAGGCUGCAGGUCCUGGAGUCAAGCAGGAGAAGUCUGAAGGAGAGGAGGACCCACGGCACAGCAGAGACAUCCAGGCUGGAGCGCCCCCUGUAAGCACAGAGGACCCCACCACCGUCCCAGCGCAGCCCAGGACCCGACACAGCAUCACGGAGGUCAGUGGAACGCAGAACGCCGUCCUCAAGUCAGAGACCGACACCAAGACUUUAACUGUAACACACAGGCUCUUACACACAGGUUCUGACCACAGAUCAGACCCAGAAAGACUUGGGCGGGGGAGGCUGGGCUGUCCUCCUGCUCCCGGUUCUGACUACUUACCGGUAUUUCACCAGAGGAUGGUUCAUUGCCGUGGGGAUGGUGAUGAUGACGCGAUAGACACUGGUGGUGAUGAUCCGUCUUGUUCUUACGCUACGGAGAUGGACCCUGGCAACAUGCCCUUGGGUUUAGAGACACAGACUGAUCUGUCUAGAGGGGGCUGGAACCAGUACAGUAGUAGUGUAUACUCUGAAGGGUGCCUAGAUGAGAAAGGGAAGGUUAUAGUGGUAGAUGAGGUGGCUGUGAAAGUAGAGGGCGUCAUUCCUUCCACAUGGAAUGCAGAUAGUUCCCUAGGAAACAGACACUCACAAGGCAGAGAUUUCUUAGAUUACAGGGAAAGCUUAGAGACAAAUCCAAAUGUUGAGACCCACUCCCCUUCACACGCAUUCAGGGAUCGCGACCCAGUGUCUACGUCGAUGGGGCCUUCCGAUUUACACGGCCGUGUCCCUUUUGAUCAGGUAUUGAACUCAAAGGACCAAAGGGCCAAGGCCCUUGGGGAAGCAACAUCAGGCAAUAGUAAAGAGAAACGGUUCCUUUGCAUGUUCUGUAACAAAGGCUUCAGCUGCUCCCAGAAUGUGGAGAUCCACCAGAGAGUCCACACGGGAGAGAAACCUUACAGCUGCCCCCAGUGUCACAUGCGCUUCGCCCAGUCUGGCAGCCUGAAGAGGCACCAGAGGGUCCACACAGGGGAGAAACCCUACAGCUGCCCCCAGUGUGAGAAGAGGUUCUCCCGCCAACACCUGCUGAAGACGCACCUGAAGGUUCACACGGGAGAGAGGCCGUUCGUCUGUACGCACUGCGGGAAGAGGUUCUCAGAGAGGAGCUACCUCCGGAUACACCAGCAGAAAAAUCAUUCCACUCUAUAACAUAGAAAGUUUGUUUAGAUCAAACCCUACAAUAAAGAUAGACUCAGCAACAUGACUUAGAUGCACAAAGUAAACAGCGGUAGUUGGUCAAUUUCUGCAACAACUAAGAGCAUUGAUGCACAAGGCUAAACUUCUCUGAUGUUUUGGUCCUGCAGCUACCACCUUGUAGCAGCGUGAAGCGAACCCGUGUACAUGUGCAGAUACUCUUUGUGACUGUGUGAGACCAUCAUGCUCAUCACAAUAUCUGUGGUUCUGCUCGUGGCAACCACAUAACGAGUCUUCCUUUUAAAGACAAAGGUUCAUUUUCAUUGUUGUCAGAAUAACAGAUUUCAGUGUUGAAUAUUCCUGGGUAGAAUAUUGCAGUCAGGCAUUGUGUGAUACACAUAUAAUUACAGUGCCUUCAGAAAGUAUUCACGCCACUUUACUUUUUCCACAUUUUGUUGUGUUACUGGCCUACACACAA